This is a messenger RNA of Vicia faba (fava bean), 2244 nucleotides long. Lineage: Eukaryota; Viridiplantae; Streptophyta; Magnoliopsida; Fabales; Fabaceae. The record is from the annotation of a GenBank genome assembly.
AUGAGUCUUGUAAAGUCUUAUGAGGGUGGAAGAGAGAGCCAUGCCCAUAAAAUUGUACAAUCUCUUUUCGAAGAGUAUCUCUCAGUCGAAGAACUAUUUAGUGAUAAUAUACAGGCUGAUGUAAUUGAACGACUCCGUCUUCAAUACAAGAAAGAUUUGUUGAAGAUUGUAGAUAUUGUGCUCUCUCAUCAGGGUGUCAAGAGCAAAAAUAAGCUGAUACUGCGACUAAUGGAUAAACUGGUUUACCCUAAUCCUGCUGCCUAUAGGGAUCAAUUGAUCCGAUUCUCCCAACUCAAUCAUAUUAUUUAUUCUGAGUUGGCUCUUAAGGCUAGUCAACUUCUUGAACAAACUAAACUGAGUGAACUUCGAUCCAGCAUUGCACGAAGUCUUUCUGAACUAGAAAUGUUUACUGAGGAUGGUGAAAAUAUUGAUACUCCGAAGAGGAAGGGUGCCAUUAAUGACCGAAUGGAGGACCUUGUGAGCGCUCCUUUGGCAGUUGAAGAUGCUCUUGUGGGCUUAUUUGAUCACAGUGAUAACACCCUUCAAAGGAGGGUUGUGGAAACUUAUAUACGUAGGCUUUACCAGCCGUAUCUUGUCAAAGGCAGCAUCAGGAUGCAGUGGCACAGAUCUGGCCUUAUUGCUACGUGGGAGUUCUUAGAAGAAUACGUUGAACGGAAGAACGGGGUUGAAGACAAAACACUGGUGGAGAAACAUAGUGAGAAGAAAUGGGGAGUGAUGGUUGUAAUUAAAUCUCUUCAAUUUUUGCCAGCAAUUAUCAGUGCUGCAUUAAGGGAAGCAACCAAUAACUUUCACGAUGCACUUAAAAGUGGUUCUGUCGACUCAAAUAAGCACGGUAAUAUGAUGCAUAUUGGACUAGUGGGCAUCAACAACCAAAUGAGUUUACUUCAAGACAGUGGUGAUGAAGAUCAGGCUCAAGAAAGAAUCAAUAAGUUGGCCAAAAUACUCAGAGAGCAGGAAGUAGGGUCCAUAAUACAUGCUGCCGGUGUUGGAGAUAUUAGCUGUAUCAUACAGAGGGAUGAAGGGCGUGCUCCAAUGAGGCAUUCCUUCCACUGGUCAGCAGAAAAGCUAUAUUAUGAAGAGGAACCCUUGUUGCGGCAUCUGGAACCUCCGCUAUCCAUUUAUCUUGAAUUGGACAAACUUAAAGGCUAUGAGAAUAUACGCUAUACACCAUCCCGUGAUCGUCAAUGGCACCUCUACACUGUUGUGGAUACCAAGCCACAACCAAUUCAAAGAAUGUUUCUUCGAACACUUCUCAGACAGCCAACCACAAAUGAAGGAUACUCUGCUUAUCAAAGGGUAGAUGCAGAAACGUCUCGUACCCAAUUGGACAUGUCCUUUACUUCAAGGAGCAUUUUUAGGUCCUUAAUGGGUGCAAUGGAGGAGUUGGAACUUAACUCACAUAAUACCACCAUCAAAUCUGAACAUGCUCAUAUGUACCUCUACGUCCUACGUGAGCAACAAGUAGAUGAUCUUGUCCACUAUUCCAAAAAAAUCAACAUAGAUGCCGGUCAAGAAGAAACAACAGUAGAGACAAUCUUGGAAGAACUGGCACAGGAAAUCCAUUCCUCUGUUGGUGUAAGAAUGCAUAGAUUAGGAGUUUUUGUAUGGGAAGUGAAGCUCUGGAUUACAGCAUGUGGACAGGCAAAUGGUGCUUGGAGGGUCAUUGUAAACAAUGUUACUGGUCAUACAUCCACUGUACAUAUAUAUCGAGAAAUGGAGGAUGCCACCACUCAUAAAGUGGUUUACAGUUCAGUCACAGUAAAGGGUCCACUGCAUGGUGUACCAGUGAACGAAAACUAUCAACCUUUGGGAGUUAUUGACCGAAAACGUCUCGCAGCAAGAAAGAGUAGCACCACAUACUGCUAUGAUUUUCCCCUUGCGUUUCAAACAUCCUUGGAACAGUCAUGGUCAAUUCAACAGACAGGAGUUCAAAGAGCCAAAGAUAAGGAUCUCUUAAAAGUAACUGAGCUUAAAUUUUCAGAGAAAGAAGGUAGCUGGGGUACUUCUCUUGUUCCUGCAGAGUGUCCUCCUGGACUUAAUGAUGUUGGCAUGGUAGCCUGGUUGAUGGAAAUGUGUACUCCUGAAUUCCCAUCUGGAAGGACAAUAUUGGUUGUUUCGAACGACGUUACAUUCAAGGCUGGUUCUUUUGGCCCAAGGGAGGAUGCCUUCUUUAGAGCAGUAACUGAUCUUGCCUGUGCUAAGAAAAUACCUUUACAUAGAUAA